Molecule: messenger RNA, 831 nt
Organism: Paramecium pentaurelia
Lineage: Eukaryota; Ciliophora; Oligohymenophorea; Peniculida; Parameciidae
Source: the annotation of a GenBank genome assembly
AUGAGUAUCUUAUAAACAAAUUCAGAGAAAAUAUCUUGCAAAGCAGAAAAUGAGUAUUGUGUUGCAGAAGAUUUAAACACAAAAGGAUAAAGGGAUGUCAAUGUUUUAUGCAUUAAGUGUAUAAUUGAAUAGUUAUCAAAUAAAAAAAUAACUUUAAUCGAUGACACUAAGAGAUUAAUUUGUCAAAUGAAGACCUAAAAGAUUGAAAAUUAGUAAAAAAAGAACGAAAAAAGACGCGAGAUAUUUAAGAAUUUUUUAUCAUAAAUCAAAGAAUUUAAACUAACUGUUGAUGUGGCAUUUGAUAAAAUGACCAGUUUUAUACAAUAUAGGUUUUUUUAUAUUCAGAAGGAAAUUGAAUCACUACAAUAUGAAGGGAAAAACAAUUACUUAGAAGAUUUGACAGAAUAAUCAAGAAUUUAUUCUGAGUAAAGGUUUGAUAAUGGGAUCAAAAUAUAAGAAGAUAAUAAAAUCAUAGAAGAAAUUGAAAAAUAAUUUGAAACACUUUUUAACACUCCUCAAUAUUUCUAAUUAAAUCAAACAAUUAACAAUACAAGAUCUCUUUCAUAAGAACCAACAGAAGCAACUGUUUUAAUACAGCCAAUAUAACCUUACUGCUUUAUAUUUUUAACCAUAAUGAAUAGAUUAUUAUUAUCGAUAUUUUAAUUUAGGUCUGUUAUUGCUUUUUAGUUACUCAAAAGUAUAUCUUAACGAUAUUAAUAAAGAAGUUUAUUUAUAUUUAAACAAUUCAAUUAAUGUGUUAUUAUUAGAAUUAAAUAUAUUUACACCAGUUAUUUUUUGAAAUGUUAAUUUAGUCACUUUAUUAUAAUUUGA